Molecule: messenger RNA, 435 nt
Organism: Cylindrotheca closterium
Lineage: Eukaryota; Bacillariophyta; Bacillariophyceae; Bacillariales; Bacillariaceae
Source: the annotation of a GenBank genome assembly
AUGGACAAUCAGAUGUACAUGAAGAAGGUAAACUCUGCAAUCCCUUACAUGUCUGAAGCUCUUGACCCUCUUGACAAAGAAGAAUUCAAGAGAGUUUUCUUCAAUGCUCAGCCAAAGCCUUGGAAGGACGCCUUCCUGGAGAUCAACGGUACCAUCGACAGCCAUUCCGUUGCCAGCAUCACUUCCUACAUGCAUCACAAGGCUCGACAAGCACACGACAAGGAAUUGAAGAAUCAACUCCACCAGAAGAUAGAAUCCAAAAAGAAGAAACGCAUGGCUGGUGCCCAUCACAGGGACAAUUCGAAACCUUUUAAGAAAUCUUGUACCGACCCAGAGGAAAACAAGAUGGACAAAGACGAGUACCACAAGCGCGUGGCGGAACUUGCAAAGACAGCCAAGCCGACCAAAAUUUGCUCGCUCCAUGUUGGGAUAUGA